Molecule: messenger RNA, 2220 nt
Organism: Drosophila rhopaloa
Lineage: Eukaryota; Metazoa; Arthropoda; Insecta; Diptera; Drosophilidae
Product: transmembrane protein 19
Exons: 2
Coding region: 93-1085 (330 amino acids)
Cellular component (GO): membrane
Source: RefSeq, a predicted model, not a curated record
ACGGCCUCACUGUCCCACAAAAAUAAACAAAAUCCGGCGGAGAAAGUGGCGAUAAACAAGCUACGUUGAACGCGAAUAUAUUAUACGUCAAGAUGCGCGACUGGAUGCCGGUGCUCUUUUGCGGACUGUCCGUGCCGCUCUCGCUGUUCAUGUGGCUGGGCAAUGUGGCGGUGUCGAAGAUCUGGAGCAGCGACUUCGAGGAGUCACGGGUGAUCCCGCCGGUGCGCUGGCUCUUCUCCACGCUGGCACCUCUAACUCUGAUGACGGUGGCCCUGCGCCGCAGAAGCGUGAAUCGAUCUGGAGCUGCGCUGGGCAUCCUGGUGGCCUUUAUCCUGUCCAUUGCCAGCCAUCCGUUCUUCGCCAGCCUGGUGGUGUUCUUCUUCAGCUCCUCGCGGGCCACCAAGUUCCGGGCGCACAUGAAGCGUCGCUUUGAGAGCGAUUUCCGCGAUGGCGAGGGCCAGCGGAACUGGGUGCAGGUUCUCUGCAACGGCGGCAUGGCCGCCCAACUGGCGCUCCUCUAUCUACUGGACUGCGGCAGUGGCGAGCGGGCGGUGGACUUUGUGCGGGAGUACCGCUCCAGCUGGCUUGGCGUGGCCGUGAUGAGCGCCUUUGCCUGCUGCAAUGGAGACACUUGGUCCAGUGAACUGGGCUCCGUGCUGUCGCAACGCGAUCCCGUGUCCAUCAUCACCUGGCGACGGGUGCCGCGCGGCACCAACGGCGGCGUUUCGCUGGCCGGGAUUGGGGUAAGUCUGCUGGGCGGACUGCUCGUCGGCUGCGGCUAUUUCGUCACCGUUCGGUACACGGUGGAGGCCAAAAUGCUACUGGUGAGUCCACCUCAGUGGCCGAUUAUCGCCUUUGGCGGCAUCGCUGGACUAUCCGGAUCCCUGCUCGACUCCAUCCUGGGCGGCCUGCUGCAGUACUCGGGCAUCAAUGCCGAGGGCAAGAUCGUGGAUGCACCCGGAAGUGGCGUGCGCCACUUGAGCGGAUUGCGCAUCCUGGACAACCAUAGUGUCAACCUCAUCUCCAGCAUAGUCACCGGCGUCACCAUUCCCGUUCUCGCCCAGAAAUUCUGGCCUGUGCGCUGAUUCUGUUGCCCGUUCUUCAUUAGGAUUAUGAAAACUACGGCCCUUUUCUAUAGAUGAAAUUAUGUGUUUAUUGACCCCAAAAAGGUUUAGCUUUCAUGAUCAAAUUUAAUGUUUAACAUAAUGAUAAAUGCGUGAAGCCUUUAAGGCAGCUAUAUAAAUUACACGUUCAUAACUUCAUCGGGUCCCGUGAAUACCCUCCAUAUAUAUUUUUGUAUAGCUUCCAUGGCGCCAAGCGAACUAACUUAGUAAACAGACUCGAUAGAAGCAACUAUUAGGGCAAAAGCGUUUGGCCAAGGCAGAUGUGUAUUUUAAACUAAGGUAGCUAAGUAUGUUCCUGUACACAUGAUGACAUUGUUAAUACUGCUAAGUAGACAACGCGACUGACUACCUAGAUUGUAUGUAAAGAACCCAAUUAAACACUUUCUCUACUUGUGAAUAUUUAAAUUCUAUAAUUUGCAAAUUUCGUUACGUGACUUCAGGAAUUCUCGGAAAUCUAUUAUGGUUUUUGGGUAUUCUUACGUCAUCGCCAGUUGUUUUCUUAUUUUGGAGAACAAUUAGCUGACCUCGCCCUGUUUCGCAUUUGCUUAUUUAUUGGAUCGACGAAAUUGCGCAUUGCAAAAACAACUUGCUGUUUUGGUGCUCUUUAGAGUAUAGCAUACAUAUGCUACUUAACUGUUGUAAAAACAUUUAUAAAAGCUGGUCGGCUGAGUAAAUUUAAUGUUUUAAUGUUCUGUUUAUUUACUUAUUAACUUUUUUAUAUUUAUAAUUUGCUAUUUCGUCAAAAUAUUAAAAGUGUUCCGCGACAAAUUACUCACGGUCAUCAAAAUACUGGUUAAUGUUUUUAAAAAUUAAAUUUUUAGAAAAAUAAAUUCGAAUAGAUAAUGCGAAUAUUUCAUAGAAUUACAAAAAACUUCCCUAGGAAGAUGUCAAACCAACAGGUUAAAAGCUCAAACUCAUCUUGAGACACCUAAGAAAGAAAGAACAAUUCAAAUGUUUGUACAAUCAACUCCCUUAUCACUAGACCAUACACAAUUGUGUUUCAAUUUUUAUUAAUUGCUUUAAAUAAGUGUGAUUAGUGGUUAAUGAAAAUGAGAGCAUUCUUUCAUCCAGACUCCAAUAAAAUAAGUUAUCACUA